Aureobasidium namibiae CBS 147.97 is the source of this 363-nucleotide messenger RNA. Its product is annotated as glycosyl hydrolase domain-containing protein. The record is from RefSeq and is a predicted model, not a curated record. The transcript has a single exon. NCBI's taxonomy places the organism in Eukaryota, Fungi, Ascomycota, Dothideomycetes, Dothideales, Saccotheciaceae. The annotation marks the transcript as partial.
ACCUGUGGGGACAAACUCGCCGACCUGAUCCUCGCACGCAAGCUCUUCGCAUACGGCGAAUUUAAUGACUACUGGGAUAAUCCCAACUGUAUUGGUUGGGUGAGAAAAGGAACACAUGAUAGAAAGAAUGGAUGUGCGGUGGUGAUGAGCAAUACCGGGUCUGGUAAGAUAAAGAUGUAUGUCGGACCUGAGCACAAGGGAUGGGUGUGGACGGAUUUGCUGGGUUGGGAGCAGGGAGAGGUCACCAUUGACGAGGAAGGUAAUGGUGUGUUCAACUGUCCGGGCUGCAGUAUUGCUGUCUGGGUCAACAAGGAUGUAGAGGGUAGAGAGCACUUCCCUGUCAACUUCGACAGCAACAUCUAC